AAUGUAAAAAAACUAGAGUCAUGAAAAGACCCUUUGUGAUUUUUACCCUUAUUUGGCAAAUUGCUGUCCAAAAUGAUAUCAAAGGAUUUGAUGAUACCAUUAUCUAUAAUAUAAAUUUUCCUGGAGAACUACUUGAUGCUGAAGAACUAAUAGGAGAAUCUAUUAUAGUCACUUCUGCACAUAAGGAAAAAUAUAAGUGCAUUUUGCCCACAACUGCAGAGGAAGAAGCUGAGCUGGAAGAAAAAUAUGAUGGCCCUACAGCUCUUGAAAUACUUUCACCAUUGUUUUCACCAAAUACACCAUGUUCUUUUAGACUAGAGUCCUACUGGACAUACCAGGUCUGUCAUGGUAGGAAAAUCAGACAAUAUCAUGAAGACAGAGAAGGAAAAUCAAUGAAGUUACAAGAGUAUUUAAUUGGAAAGUGGGACAACAAUUAUUAUGAAACACUCCUUGCUCGAGCAAAAGCAGAAGAACAACACAAACAUAUAGACCCUCCAGUUAAAAAAAUUGAUAAUGUUAAUUUACCUUAUUAUGAAAUCAUCAUGGACAACGGCACUCAAUGUAGUUUGAACAACAACAAACCUCGCAUGACAAAAGUACUUUAUGUUUGCUACAUUCAUGGCAAGCACGAGAUUUAUUCUGUAGAUGAAUCACAAACUUGUGUCUAUGAAAUCAUAAUUUUAUCACCUUUGCUCUGUGCCCACCCUAGAUAUAAACCUAAAGAAUCAGGGGAGAAUCAAUUAAAUUGUGUGCCUAUAGAUGGGAGCUACAAAAUGCCCUACAGUCUGGCUAAACUUAAUUACGAUUCAGCACAGUUAAGAAGAAGAUCAGAGUUAGAUAGAUUUAAAGUAGAACUCAUAAAAUUGGAAAAAGAUAAAGAUGAACCUGUAAGUAAUGCAGAAUCUAAACCUUUAGACCCAGCACCUGUAGAAAACUUCUUAAGAGGAAAGAAUUGUUUGCAUGGCGGUACAGGUUGGUGGAAGUUUGAGUUUUGUUAUGGAAAGUCAGUAGAGCAGUAUCAUGUGGAAAAAGAUGGUAAAAGAGUGUCCAUAAAUCUAGGUGUGUUCCACAAGCAAGCUCAUCUUGACUGGAUACUUGAAAAUCCACACAAACGACCAAAACCAGUAGCUCAAAGAAAACAGCUAUCUCACUUGUACUCUGGAGGUUCCAUUUGCAAAGAAACUGGCAAACCAAGACAGACAGAAGUCAAGUUGAAGUGUCUACAAAAUCCUAGUAGUUCUAAUGCAGUUUCACUAUACUUACUUGAACCUAAGGUGUGCCAGUAUAUCUUGGGAGUAGAGUCACCGCUGAUCUGUGAUAUCUUGUCCAAAGCUGAUGAGAAUGGACUAGUUGAAGUAGACAGUGCGGAUUUCACAGAGACUGAAAAAACAGCUACUAUUAAUGUAGGCUACUGAAUGUUUAGUUGUGCAAAUAUUUAGUUUGAGUGAUAAUGGUAAAAUGAAUCCAAUCGAAAUAUACAUAUAAUUCUUACUGUUUAUAUUUUGUAUAUUUUUUAAAAUGCGUAUUAUAGUACCGAGGAGUUUGUUGUAUAUUUUGGUUCUUGUAUAGACGAAUAACCAUAGAAGUGGACUGUAUAAAAGAAACCAGUAAUAAUUUUACAAGUAUUGCAUUGAUUGUUUACCAUUUAUGUUGCUUUAGUUCUCAAGAAACAUGUGCCCGCAUUUUUAUUGUAACUUUGUUGGUGACUUUAUCUUUAGAGAUUAUAAUUUUGUGAGGUUUAGUACAGUCUGUUUCUAUUGGCACAUACUAUUUGGUAGUUGAAGUAAUUUAUUUGAAAACUGUAAGAUAUUAUUACUUACUUAAGAAAAAACCCAAGGACUUUUAGAAACAAUUAAUGUAUAAUUAUUUUUGUUGUUUUACAGAUGUAAAAUCCUGUUUAAAUAAUAGUAUUAUU
Messenger RNA from Diabrotica balteata, 1915 nucleotides. The record is from the annotation of a GenBank genome assembly. NCBI's taxonomy places the organism in Eukaryota, Metazoa, Arthropoda, Insecta, Coleoptera, Chrysomelidae.